Megalobrama amblycephala (Wuchang bream) is the source of this 1530-nucleotide messenger RNA. It is a transcript of the gene tspan33a, whose product is annotated as tetraspanin 33a. The coding region runs from base 271 to 1104 and encodes 277 amino acids. NCBI's taxonomy places the organism in Eukaryota, Metazoa, Chordata, Actinopteri, Cypriniformes, Xenocyprididae. The transcript is spliced from 8 exons. The record is from RefSeq and is a predicted model, not a curated record. Gene Ontology annotation, cellular component: membrane.
GCACAUGCGAACGGUGUUUGGCUUUGUCAGUUUAUUGACUGAGCUAAAUCAGGAAAUGCCUUUUAAGACAACAAGCCCAGAUUCGUUGCGAUGCGUUCCUGUGAUUUUAGUCGCUCGAGCGUGUUUAAUAAACAUCGAGAGACUUGACCAGCCGUUUUAGAAAGAGCCGAGUGGAUGAUUUGAUUCAGCAGGAUGAAAAUUUAGAUAGAUGAGGUUACAUGAGCGCUGAAGGUUUGUAGGUGAGAGACAUCACAUCACACACCUUUAAUCAUGGCAAAAGCGAAAACAGACGAGGAGUUCACGUUCGUCAGUCCAGUGGUGAAAUAUUUACUCUUCCUCUUUAACAUGAUAUUUUGGGUAAUUGCACUGGUCCUGAUAUCUAUUGGAGUUUAUUCCAGGAUAGUUAAACACGAGACAGCACUGGCCUGUCUGACAGUGGAUCCUGCUCUGUUACUGAUGAUAUUGGGCAUUCUCAUGUUCUUCAUCACGUUCUCUGGCUGUGUGGGUUCUCUGAGGGAGAACAUAUGCUUACUGCAGACGUUCUGCAUCGUCUUGACUAUCAUCUUUCUGCUGCAGCUAGUGGCUGGUGUUCUGGGUUUUGUCUUCUCAGACAAGGCACGCGGCAAAGUAACAGAUAUGGUUGGCAGCGCCAUCAAGCAUUACAGGGAUGAUUUAGACCUACAGAACCUCAUUGACUAUGGACAAAAACAGUUUAACUGCUGCGGUGGGAUUUCGUACAAGGAUUGGUCUCAGAACAUGUACUUCAAUUGUUCAGAAGAGAACCCGAGUAAAGAGCGCUGUGCUGUACCCUUCUCCUGCUGCCUGCUCUCCACAGACGAGGCUGUUAUAAAUACCAUGUGUGGUCAUGGGAUGCAGGAGCUGGAAUAUCUUAAAGCUAGUGCCUUUAUCAAUACUAAUGGCUGCAUUGAUAAAGUGGUGAACUGGAUCCACAGCAACCUGUUUCUGUUGGGAGGCAUCGCACUGGGCCUGGCCAUCCCACAGCUGGUUGGGAUCCUCCUCUCUCAGAUCCUUAUUAAUCAAAUUCAGGAUCAGAUUAGACUACAGAAUUACAACAAACAACAUCGCUCAGACCCCUGGAGCUGAAACUGGCGAGAAAAAGACUGUAUAUGCAUUUCUAUAGAAAACAUGUUACUGCCUGAAGUGAUUGACAUGGACUGGCUUUUGAACAAGGAGAACUAGGGUUAAGAACAGGCAGCCAAGUCAUGUUUUCAGAUAAAAGGUCAUAUGUAUAAUAUUUUAUGAAACAGAAUGUUUGUAUGAAUAGUGUAAGCACACUGAAGAUCAAUAGGUCAAUAAAACUAUUUUGGGAUAUUUAUGAGCACAGAAUUUCAGUUUUUAAGGAGUGUUAUCCUAGCAAAAGAUGAUGUAAAGUAGUCUGAUAUAUGGACAUUUUUAAAAACAGAUAUGUUUUGGCAGAUAUCAUGAACAUCUGAGGUCAAAUAGAAAUGAAAGUAUUUUUAUUCAUCAGUAUAAUUUGCAUUAUAUAAUAAAACAUUCUCUUUAACAAGC